AUGCGGUUCAGCUGCAAUGGUUGCCGCGUCCUCCGCCGCGGCUGCACCGUGGAGUGCCCCAUUCGAACCUCCCUUCAAUGGAUCGAUUGCCCCCACUCUCAGUCCAACGCCACCCUCUUUCUCGCCAAAUUCUAUGGCCGUCAAGGCCUCCUCACCCUCCUCACCAACGCCCCCUCUCAACUCCAACCAGCUGUAUUUAAAUCUUUGCUUUACGAAGCUUGCGGUCGGAUGGUGAACCCGGUUUUCGGCUCGACCGGGUUACUCUCAACCGGGAAUUGGCACCUCUGUGAAGCCGCGGCCAAAGCCGUUCUGAGCGGUGCGCCGAUUCAGCAAGCCCCUCUGGACGGCGUUGCGAGUCUGCAGCUCGAGGCUUGCGAUAUUCGACACGUGGCAAAGAGUCAUAAAUCGUGCGGCUCUGAGGCGCUCCACAGAGUGAAGUCACGCACCAGCAAGUUCAAGCGCCGCGCCGCGAAGCUAAAACCCGACUCUACCGUCGCUGAGUUGGGUGAAAGCUUGUUAGGCGAACAGCGAUCGGUGAGUCAUGACUCGGGAUCUGGGUUGACUCGGGCGAGUGAGAACAAAAUCGUUGGCGGAGAAGCCGACAGCAGCUGCAGCGAGAGUAUCGACCCGGCUCGAGUUAAUGAAGGAAAAAUGGAGCUUCAAUUAACUUUGGGGUGGGGUCCAGUGAAAAGAUCAAUGAACACGAUGAUGCCACGUGUAGGUCUCGAUCUCUCUGGCUAA
Sphenostylis stenocarpa is the source of this 741-nucleotide messenger RNA. Lineage: Eukaryota; Viridiplantae; Streptophyta; Magnoliopsida; Fabales; Fabaceae. The record is from the annotation of a GenBank genome assembly.